Molecule: messenger RNA, 342 nt
Organism: Chanos chanos (milkfish)
Lineage: Eukaryota; Metazoa; Chordata; Actinopteri; Gonorynchiformes; Chanidae
Gene: ninj2
Product: ninjurin 2
Exons: 2
Coding region: 40-342 (100 amino acids)
Biological process (GO): tissue regeneration; cell adhesion
Cellular component (GO): membrane
Source: RefSeq, a predicted model, not a curated record
AGUAAAUACUAUGCCACUAAGAAGAGUGUUACGGAGGGUAUGUUGGACGUGGCUCUGUUGAUGACCAAUGCUUCUCAGCUGAAGGCUGUGCUGGAGCACGGUCCUGCCUUUAAAUAUUACAUCCCUCUCAUUGUCUUCAUUGCUCUUUCCCUCCUCUUCCAAGUGCUGGUGGGGGUCCUCUUUAUCCUCAUGGCCCAUAAAGAACUAAAUUAUGCGGUUAACAGGAUGAAACUGGAGAAAAUGAACAAUGUGGCGACUGUGCUGGUGUUCAUCACUGUCGUCAUUAAUAUUUUCAUCACUGCAUUUGGCGUGCAGAAAACAGGCCUCCACCUUAAACAGUGA